CCGCCGUUUCCGCAGCAACAGGGAAAAAUGGCAGCCCUCGCGACCCUCACCCAGCUGUCAAGCGGGAACCCUGUAUAUGAGAACUUUUACAGACAAGUGGACCCGGGAAACACCGGGAGGGUUGGACCUACCGAGGCUGCCUUGUUUUUGAAGAAAUCAGGCCUGCCUGACAUCACAUUAGGAAAGAUCUGGGAUUUAGCUGAUCCGGAUGGCAAAGGUUUCUUGGAUAAACAGGGAUUUUACGUAGCUCUGCGUCUCGUGGCCUGUGCGCAGAGUGGACACGACAUCAGCAUUUCCGGUCUACACCUCCCCGUUCCCUCUCCAAAAUUCAAGGACCACAGUAGCCCAUCACUGAGCUCUGUUACAUCAACCAAUGAGAGCCACUGGGCGGUGCGGCCUGAAGAGAAGAGCAAAUUUGAUGGUAUUUUUGAAAGUCUUGCCCCAGUGAAUGGAUUGCUGUCCGGUGAGAAGGUCAGACCAGUUCUAAUAAACUCCAAACUUCCUGUGGAUGUGCUUGGAAAGGUGUGGGAUUUGAGUGACAUAGACAAAGACGGACACUUGGACAAAGAUGAGUUUGCAGUGGCUAUGCAUCUGGUGUACCGCGCUCUGGAGAAGGAGCCUGUGCCCUCAGUCCUGCCCUCCUCUCUCAUCCCUCCAUCCAAAAGGAAGAAGUCAUCAGGGUCCUUGUCCAGUAUGGUGCCAGUGUUACCAGGCAGCCCGCCACCACCUAAAGACAGCCUGCGCUCGACCCCCUCUCACGGCAGCAUGAAUUCCCUGAACAGCGCCGGGAGUUUGUCCCCAAAACACACCAUUAAAUCCUCACAGCAUUCAGUAAACUGGGUGGUACCAGUCAUAGACAGAGGGCGCUAUGACGACAUCUUCCUCAAAACAGACACUGAUCUUGACGGCUUCGUCAGCGGCCAAGAAGUUAAAGAAAUCUUCAUGCAGUCCAGCCUUCCUCAGAACCUCCUGGCAUAUAUUUGGGCUUUGGCGGACACCAGGCAAAUGGGCAAACUUACGCGCGAGCAGUUCUCCUUAGCCAUGCAUCUCAUUCAGCUGAAAGUCAGCAAAGGCAUGGAUCCUCCGCAAGCUCUGACUCCAGACAUGAUCCCACCGUCUGAACGUGGCACACCGGGACCUGACAGCUCCAGCUCUGUGGGUUCAGGCGAGUUCACCGGGAUUAAAGAACUGGACGAAAUAAGCCAAGAGAUCUCCCAGCUGCAGAGGGAGAAAUACACUUUGGAACAAGACAUCAGAGAAACAGAGGAAGCCAUCAGACACAAAACCACAGAGGUUCAGGAGAUGCAGAACGAUCUGGACCGAGAGACGUCCACCCUCCAGGAGCUCGAGGCGCAGAAGCAGGAUGCUCAGGACCGGCUGGAAGAAAUGGACCAGCAGAAGGCAAAGCUGGAAGACAUGCUUAAUGACGUACGGCAGAAGUGCCAGGAAGAGUCGCAAAUGAUCUCAUCCCUACAGUCCCAGAUCUACUCGCAGGAGUCAGACCUGCAGAGCCAAGAGGAAGAGCUGGGCCGGGCCAAGGCUGACCUGAACCAUCUGCAGCAGGAGGAAGCUCAGCUAGAGCAGAGUCUACAAGCUGGCAGGAUUCAGCUAGAAACCAUCAUUAAGUCCCUCAAAGCCACACAGGAUGAGAUCAACCAGGCUCGGAGCAAACUCUCCCAGAUCCAGGACAGCCAACACGAGAUCAGUAAGAGCAUCGAGCAGUACAGCAGCACCCUGAACGGAACCCAUGGGGGCAGCAUGACCAACCUAGCCGACAUGAGCGAAGGCUUUCCAGAGAAGGAGAACGGUGGUUUCGGGGCUAUGGAAGACCCUUUCAAGGUGAAAACCACUGUGUUCAACAGCGCCCCGCAGGAGAUACACACAGACCCCUUCCAGUCUGAAGACCCAUUUAAAACAGACCCAUUCAAAGGCGAUCCGUUCCAGAAUGACCCAUUCUCAAAGCAGACCUCCACAGUUGCAGAUCCUUUCGGAGGAGACCCUUUCAAAGAGACCGACCCGUUUAGAACCUCUUCUGAAGAUUUCUUCAAGAAACCCUCGAAGCCAGACCCCUUCAGCAACGCCGAUCCUUUUAGCAAAAGUGCCACACUUCCCUCAAAGAGUCAUCAUUUUUCAAGUAAUGACCCCUUCAGCUCCACCAGCCCCAAACCGAAAGGCCAAGAUUUCUUUGGUACGAUGGACCCGUUCGGAAGCAGUUCGUUCGGCAGCAACAGCGGAUUUGCAGACUUCAGCCAAAUGUCAAAGGGCUUUGUAGAUGACCCCUUCAGCCGAAAACAAGACAUGCCAGCCCUCCCACCCAAGAAAAGCAUACCGCCACGACCCAAACCACCCAGCGGUAAAAGCACUCCUGUAAACGUGCCCGGAUCCGCCGAUUCGGACAAGACGAGCGAUCCCUUCCAGCCCUUCAGUGCCGACCCCGCUGAUCCGUUUCAGAGUAAAAAGGGGGUGGGAGACCCGUUUAGUGGCAAAGACCCAUUUGCUCCAUCUGCCUCAAGUAAAGCCUCUAAAGACUCUUCAUUGGGUUUUGCAGACUUCAGCUCUGUAAGUUGAGCUUAGUGAUACUCUUCUCUUGUCCGGUCCACUUGUUUCUUUCCAAAAUCGAAAUAAAAACCAACCAACAAACCAAAAAAAGUGCUUUCUAGCGAUCACCAGUGAGGUUUCCUAGAGCAGACCGCACCAUUGGCUUCUGUAUCGCUCAGUCUGUCGCCUUGUGCCGGCUACUCAUUUAUUUUCCUCCAUGUCUGCAGUCCAUCUAUCUGUGAUUAACUCACCAACGCACAGAAUUCUGGAUAAUAAGCCCUAAUCAAGCAGCCAGGCAUCAUCUCUAUCUCUUUCAGUGACUCAAAUACAGUUGUUUGUGGUGCACAUGGCUAUGAUGUCGUCUGUCGUUUUGCUCAGCAUUUGCAUGGGCUUGUGGGAAGAGAGGAGCGGUCGCACUUGGUAAUACCAAGCGCUCUCGGCUAAGCUAAUGUGGCUUCUUGCUGUUCUUCUGUGACUCUUUUGUUAGCUUUUAUGCAAAUGUCUUGUUUUUCAAAGAAACACUAUUCAGGCUGCAAUUGUCAUUCAAAAGCAGUCAAAGUAAGGUCUUGGUUUGAACGUACUUCAAAUCAAGAUGAGUUACUGUGUAGUUUAUGCUAAUUUUAGUUUGGUGGUAAAGAUGUAGUAUUUUGCAAAAACGUGCAUAACGAGGUUAGAAAUCAUAUAGCAAAUGAUCAGAUGAUAUUUUUCUGUUUACUUGUAAAUGUAAGUGAUCUACAAAAAAAACGCAAGUGUUCAGCGUUACGAUGUGCACAAUAUCACUAUUUUUGCUUCUUAUCUAAUGGAAACGCAAGUUUCGCAACCCAGAAGUUUGUUAUCGUAAAUGUUGGUGUUUAUUCUAAAAUGUAUGUUAUGUCAGUAUUUUUGCUUAAUCGUCUGCAAAGUAGUCAAUCUAACUGACUCCUAAAAUAAAUCUUUUUCGGCAGCAUCACAAAAAUUUGUUCGCUCAAACAAAACAUCAGUGUUUAAAGUAUAAUCAGGGUGCCCUAUGUCAGUAUUUUCACUAUAUGGACAAAAGUGUGGGCCUUUUGAUUGGCCUGUGACGAGAAAUGUACAUUUUUUUAACCCAAAAGUUCGCUUGAACAAGACGUCAGUGUUUUGUGUUAUUGAUGUGUCUGAUGUCAGUAUUGUCCCUUUGUCUGCUAAAUGAACUAUCUGAUUGGCUCCUAAGAGAAACAUACAUUUUCUUGCAUCCCGAAAUUUGUUU
Sinocyclocheilus grahami is the source of this 3763-nucleotide messenger RNA. RefSeq names its product epidermal growth factor receptor substrate 15-like 1. Gene Ontology annotation, biological process: endocytosis; endosomal transport. Gene Ontology annotation, molecular function: cadherin binding; calcium ion binding. Lineage: Eukaryota; Metazoa; Chordata; Actinopteri; Cypriniformes; Cyprinidae. Gene Ontology annotation, cellular component: cytoplasm; clathrin coat of coated pit; plasma membrane. The record is from RefSeq and is a predicted model, not a curated record. Bases 28 to 2568 code for a protein of 846 amino acids. The transcript has 23 exons.